This is a messenger RNA of Ictidomys tridecemlineatus (thirteen-lined ground squirrel), 2470 nucleotides long. It is a transcript of the gene Apeh, whose product is annotated as acylaminoacyl-peptide hydrolase. Gene Ontology annotation, molecular function: serine-type endopeptidase activity. NCBI's taxonomy places the organism in Eukaryota, Metazoa, Chordata, Mammalia, Rodentia, Sciuridae. The record is from RefSeq and is a predicted model, not a curated record. Gene Ontology annotation, biological process: proteolysis.
UGGCCAUCAGACUGUAGCGGAAACAGGCUGUGUUGCCCCAGGCUCCGCCCCUCAAAGGCUCACUUCCGGGCUCUAGAACGCCCCGCCUUUUCCCUGCUACAGAGAGGAGGCUAUGGAGCGUCAGGUGCUGCUGAGCGAGCCCGAGGAGGCGGCGGCGCUGUACCGGGGCCUUAGCCGGCAACCCACGCUGAGCGCCGCCUGCCUGGGCCCGGAGGUCACCACGCAGUAUGGGGGCCGCUACCGGACAGUGCACACUGAGUGGACCCAGAGGGAUCUGGAACGAAUGGAGAACAUCCGAUUCUGCCGCCAGUACCUGGUGUUCCAUGAUGGGGACUCAGUGGUGUUUGCAGGGCCUGCAGGCAACAGUGUGGAAACCCGGGGGGAGCUACUGAGCAGAGAGUCUCCUUCAGGCACCAUGAAAGCUGUGCUUCGUAAGACUGGAGGCAUGGGUCCUGGGGAGGAAAAGCAGUUCCUGGAGGUCUGGGAGAAGAACCGGAAGCUCAAGAGCUUCAACCUAUCAGCACUGGAGAAACAUGGGUCUGUUUAUGAGGAUGACUGCUUUGGCUGCCUGUCCUGGUCACACUCGGAGACACACUUGUUGUAUGUGGCAGAGAAGAAGCGCCCCAAGGCUGAGUCCUUCUUUCAGACUAAAGCCUUGGACAUGAAUGCCAGAGAUGAUGAGAUGGCCACACCGAAGAAGCCAGACCAGGCCAUCAAGGGGGACCAGUUUGUGUUUUAUGAAGACUGGGGCGAGAACAUGGUUACUAAAAGCAUCCCUGUGCUCUGUGUGCUGGAUAUCGAGAGUGGUAACAUCUCUGUGCUCGAGGGAGUCCCUGAGAAUAUAUCCCCUGGACAGGCUUUUUGGGCCCCUGGGGACACAGGUGUGGUGUUCGUAGGUUGGUGGCAUGAGCCCUUCCGGCUAGGCAUCCGUUUCUGUACCAAUCGCAGGUCAGCUCUGUAUUAUGUAGACCUCAUCGGGGGAAAGUGUGAACUCCUCUCGGAUGACUCCCUGGCUAUUUCUUCUCCCCGGCUGAGCCCAGACCAGUGUCGCAUCGUCUACUUGCAGUACCCAUCUCUGAUCCCUCAUCAUCAGUGUAGCCAGCUGUGCCUGUAUGACUGGUAUACCAAAGUCAUCUCAGUGGUGGUGGAUGUUGUACCUCGGCAGCUGGGAGAGAGCUUCUCUGGGAUCUACUGCAGCCUUCUGCCUCUAGGAUGCUGGUCAGCUGACAGCCGGAGAGUAAUCUUUGAUUCAGCUCAACGCAGCCGACAGGAUCUAUUUGCUGUGGACACUCAGAUGGGCAAUGUGACCUCCUUAACAGCUGGGGGGUCAGGUGGAAGCUGGAAGCUACUUACAAUUGACCGGGACCUUAUGGUGGUACAGUUCUCCACACCCAGCCUGCCUCCAAGCCUGAAAGUUGGGUUCCUGCCUCCUGCAGGGAAGGAGCAAUCAGUGUUGUGGGUAGCCCUGGAGGAGGCUGAGCCCAUUCCUGACAUCCACUGGAGCAUCCGGGUGCUACAGCCACCCCCAGAUCAAGAAAAUGUGCAGUAUGCUGGCCUUGACUUUGAAGCAAUCCUUCUGCAGCCCAGCAACACUCCAGAUAAGACUCAGGUGCCCAUGGUGGUUAUGCCCCACGGAGGACCCCAUUCAUCCUUUGUCACUGCCUGGAUGCUGUUCCCAGCCAUGCUUUGCAAGAUGGGCUUUGCAGUGCUAUUAGUGAACUAUCGUGGCUCCACGGGCUUUGGUCAGGACAGUAUCCUUUCCCUCCCAGGCAAUGUAGGCCACCAGGAUGUGAAGGAUGUCCAGUUUGCAGUGGAGCAGGUACUCCAGGAGGAGCACUUUGAUGCAGGCCGUGUGGCCCUUAUGGGUGGUUCCCAUGGUGGGUUUUUGUCGUGCCACUUGAUUGGUCAAUACCCUGAGACCUAUGGUGCCUGCGUGGCCCGGAACCCUGUGAUCAAUAUAGCCUCCAUGAUGGGCUCCACUGACAUCCCUGACUGGUGUGUGGUGGAGGCUGGCUUCCCUUAUAGCAAUGACUGCCUGCCAGACCUCAGUGUGUGGGCAGAGAUGCUGGACAAGUCACCCAUCAAGUAUAUCCCUCAGGUAAAGACCCCGCUGUUACUAAUGCUGGGACAGGAGGACCGGCGUGUACCCUUUAAGCAGGGCAUGGAGUAUUACCGUGCCCUAAAGGCCCGGAACGUGCCUGUUCGGCUCCUGCUCUAUCCCAAAAGCACCCAUGCACUAUCAGAGGUGGAGGUGGAAUCAGACAGCUUCAUGAAUGCUGUGCUCUGGCUGCACACACACUUGGGUAGCUGAAGCCCUGCCAUUCUGCGUGAGCUGGAAUAUCAUACUUUUUCUUGGAGAGCUCCAAAAUCUAACAGAGCAGUGAAGGGCCUCCUGGGCUCUGGACUCUGAAUGAGUGGCGGGGGAAUGUGGGCUAUGUAAUAAUAAAUAAGGACACAGAUCCUGGUUCAA